This is a messenger RNA of Symbiodinium sp. CCMP2592, 942 nucleotides long. The record is from the annotation of a GenBank genome assembly. NCBI's taxonomy places the organism in Eukaryota, Dinophyceae, Suessiales, Symbiodiniaceae.
AUGGAGAUGCCAAAGCGAAACUGCCGUCGCCGCCCUGCUUUGGCCGCUUGUGUCGUACUCGGCCUCAAUGCGCUGUUUCCUCUCGGAGAUGCCAUUUCCAUUUUCGGAAAUGCAGGGUUUUUUCAGCAAGGUCUCUUUGAGGCUUUCUCCAGCCAGCGGAAGAUCAAGCGCUGCAUCAUGCUCAGGAAGGAAACCUUGUGUCAGAGUGUGGCACGCGGGGAGCCGGUACGGCGCUUCGUCUUCCAGGCUCCUGAGAUGGUGAAUAUCAGCACAGGGCUUCGUCAGGUGGUUGUGGUGCUGGGUCCUGGCCCGGGUGCUUUGCCAAUCCCACGAAUGUAUUCACCUACCUCGGAGCCUCGGUCUGACGGCACCUUCGAUCUCGUCGUCCGUGUCUACCGCCAAGGGCAGGUGUCCCGUUGGCUGGAUUCCUUGAAGCCCGGCGACUCUGUCAGCAUGAUGUGGCCCCACCCUUCGCCUUUGCCAGCAGACCGGCGGAAUCCUGGCCGACGCGUUGGUUUGAUUGCGUUUGGUAUCGGCAUCACGGAGCUGUACCGGACCGCAGUGCAAGAGCUGGCGGAUCCCAAUGUGAAAGAAGUGGUUCUCCUCUACGCCACACGAACUAUGGAGGAGCAACAGGUCUUGCAGCCCGAGAUACAAGCUUUGGCAAAGAAGGAGUCUCGAUUCCGGCUGGAUCGAAUUCUGUCACAGGAAAGCCACCCAGAUUGCAGGCACGGGCGGGUGGACUCGUCCGUUCUGGAAGAGGUGUUUCCUUGGUCGCAAGACGCAAACUUGCGUGCGGAAGCCCGCUUCGUGUCUGCUGGAUCGCAAGAGAUGAUGAAGCACGCUCAUGACUUACUUGCUGCACUCGGCUACGAUCCUCGGAGCUACAAGCUCAUUCGUGAUGCCAGCUUGUCGUCUGUCUUCCAGCUGUUUGCAAGAUAG